Molecule: messenger RNA, 4449 nt
Organism: Mangifera indica (mango)
Lineage: Eukaryota; Viridiplantae; Streptophyta; Magnoliopsida; Sapindales; Anacardiaceae
Exons: 7
Coding region: 72-4331 (1419 amino acids)
Molecular function (GO): protein binding
Source: RefSeq, a predicted model, not a curated record
ACAUUAAGAGGGAAUUGUCAAAUGAAGAACAAUUGAAAAAAUGCACUGUAAUCUCACUAGCUGAUUGUCAUAUGAUUAGUGAGAUUGGUGCUCAAGGUUUGGAUUGUCCAAAACUUGAAUUUUUCAAUACAAGGAUGAAAGGUUCUUCUGAAAUCCCUGAAGAUUUUUUUGUGGGGAUGGAAAACCUCAAGGUUCUAAGUUUCUUUCACCUAGAUGAAUUGUCCUUGCCAACAUCUCUUGGUCUCCUCACAAAUCUUCAAACGUUAUGUUUGGAUUAUGGCACAUUUUCAGAUAUAACAUUCAUUGGAGAGUUGAGAAAACUAAAGAUUCUUAGCUUGCGACAUUGUAAGAUUGAACAGUUGGCUGAAGAAAUAAGUAAAUUGACUCAAUUGAGGUUAUUAGAUUUAAGUAAUUGUUGGAAACUGAAAGUUAUAGUACCGAAUGUUAUAUCAAGCUUAUCUCAAUUGGAAGAAUUGUAUAUGAGCGGAUGCUCUAUUUUGUGGAAGGUUGAAAUACUUGAGAAGUUGAGGCAUUUAUCCAAAUUGACAACUUUGGAAAUAGAUAUUUCAGAUGAUCAAAUUUUACCAAAAGACUUCUUCUCCAAAAAGUUGGAAAGGUACAAAAUAUCAAUUGGAAAUGCGGCUACUAAGUUUGGUGGGUCCUCCAUACAUCUUGGUGAUGGGAAGUUCAUGAAUGUUGAAAGUUGUUGGUUUAAUAAGCCUACUUUAACAACACUGAAACUGAAUCUUAAUUCUUUCAUUUGGCACGGGGAAUUGCAGUUGUUACUGAAUGUUGAAUUCUUAUGCUUAGAGAAAUUGCAGGGUAUGAAGAAUGAUCUCUCUGAAUUAGACAAGAAGGGUUUUUCUCAAUUAAAAUAUCUUCAUGUCCAUAAUAAUCCCAACAUCUUAUGCAUUGUUGACUCAACAAAGUGCAAAUCUCAUGAUGCCUUUCCACACUUGGAGUCUUUGGUUUUUUUCAACUUGACGAACUUGGAAAAGAUAUGUUAUGGUCUACCCUCAACAAAGUCUUUCUUCCACCUCAAAUUUAUAGAAGUGAAAAGUUGUGAUAAGUUGGAAAAUAUCUUCUCAUUCUCCAAUGCUAGCAAAAGCCUUCCACAACUUCAAUUAAUUAAGGUGGAAGAUUGCAAGAAUUUGACUGAGAUUUUUGCUGUUGAAAGUAAAAAUAAAGCAAACAAGAAUGAGGUAAUUGAUAAGAUUGAAUUUUGUCAAUUACGCUUCUUGACUUUGAUUAAUCUUCCAAGGAUUGCGAGCUUCUACUCAAAUGCAAAUACAGUUUCAACAUCGCAAAAGACACAGAAAGAAUUGACAAUUAAUUUGGAGUCCAGUGAUAUCAAUUCGGAGGAUGAGAAAAUUGAUACUGUCAUACCAUUUUUUAACCAAAAGGUUGUUUUUCCUUGUUUGGAAGAAUUAACGCUUGGAGCAAGUAAUUCUAAGAAGAUUUGGGACAACAAACUUCCAACAACCUCUUAUUGCUAUCAGAAUUUGAAAAAAUUGAUUGUGGAUGGCUAUCAAAAACUAAAAUUUGUAUUUCCAUCAUCUAUAAUCAAAAGCUUUGAGCAGCUUCAACACCUUGAGAUAAGUUGUUGCAAGGAAUUAAAGGAGAUUAUUGUCAGAGAAGAAACAGAGGGUACUACUACAUUUAUCUUUCCAAGGGUAACUUUUCUGAAAUUCAAAGAAUUGCCAGAGCUUACAACUUUAUACAAUGGAAAAUACAACUUAAAUUGGCCAAUGUUAAAGGAGUUGGAGAUGCGUGAUUGUAGCAAAGUAGACAUAUUUACUUCAGAAAAUAAGGUUGUUGUCCCCAAUUUGGAGGUCUUAAAACUACGUUCAUCCAAUUGUGAAAUACUCUGGGAUAGUCAACUUGUGGCAACUUCUUCUUGCUAUCAAAACUUGACAAGCUUGAUCCUGAAUGGUUGUGGAAAACUCCAAUAUGUAUUUUUAUCAUCCAUGGUGAAAAGCUUUGAGCGGCUUGAACACAUUGAGAUACGCAAUUGUAGUGUUUUGAAGGAGAUUAUUUCAAAAGGAGUGGAAGCAAACAAGACAUUUGUAUUUCCACGAGUAACCUCUCUAAAAUUGGAGAAUUUGCCCGAACUUGCAACUUUCUAUCCUGGAGUACACACUUCUAAAUGGCCAGUGUUAAAGGAGUUGGAGUUGUGUAAUUGUGACAAAAUAAAAAUAUUCACUUCAGAAUAUAUGAGCUUCCAUGAUAAUAAUGAGGGUCAACAUGAUAUUUGGGAGAAACAAUCCCUCUUCUUGGCCGAAAAUGCUGUUUUUCCUUGUUUGGAAGAAUUAAAGCUUCGAGCAACUAAUUUUGAGAAGAUUUGGGACAACAAACUUCCAACAACCUCUUGUCGCUAUCAGAAUUUGAAAAAAUUGAUUGUGGAUGGCUGUCAAAAACUAAAAUUUGUAUUUCCAUCAUCUAUAAUCAAAAGCUUUGAGCAGCUUCAACACCUUGAGAUAAGUUUUUGCAAGGAAUUAAAGGAGAUUGUUGCCAAAGAAGAAAUAGAGGGUAUUACUACAUUUAUCUUUCCAAGGUUAGCGUUUUUGAAACUGGAAAAAUUGCCAAAGCUUACAACUUUACACCAUGGAAAAUACAACUCAAAUUGGCCAAUGUUAAAGGAGUUGGAGAUACGUGAUUGUAGCAAACUAGACAUAUUUACUUCAGAAUAUGAGAUUAACCUCAAUUUGGAGAAAUUAACCCUAAGCAGAGUGGAUGACAUGAUAACAUUGCUGCAUCAGUUUCCAGAAAACUUUUGUAGAUGUACAAUUGAGAUCGAACAGGAUAAAUCUGCCAAUAUUUCGGUUGGCAUCCUUCAGAGAUCGGUUAAGCUGGAAAAACUCAUUCUCAGUGACUGCUCAUAUGAGGAGAUAUUUGCAUGUGGAGAGGAUGAGAAACAUACACAGACAUUGAUACGCAUAAAAAGUUUGGAGUUGAGUAAUCUUUAUGAUGCGAAGUACCUUUGGGGAAAAAGCUCCAAACUAGACUCUCUUCUUCAAAAUCUUGAAGUUCUAGAAGUAAGAUAUUGUUAUAGAAUGAUAAAUGUUCUGCCAUCCUCAGCAUCUUUUGAGAAUCUAACAGUUUUGAAUGUACAUUCGUGUGAUGGAUUGAUGAACUUACUCACACCUUCAAUAGCAAAAAAUUUGGUGCAGUUGAGAGAAAUGAAAAUUGAAUUUUGCAAAAUGAUGACAGAAAUAGUAUCAAAUAAGACAGAAGAUGUAGCAGCAGAAGAUGAAAUUGUUUUUGGCAAACUGAAGUUGUUGUCACUUGAAUUCUUGGAUAGUCUCACAUGCUUCUGCUCUGGGAAUUUUGCGUUGAAAUUCCCGUCUUUGGAAGAAUUGGUUGUGGUUGGUUGUCCUAAGAUGAAGACUUUCUCUGCAGGAAACUUAAACACACCAAGUUUACAGAAAGUUCAACAACAUUGGCGGGAUAAAGGCAAAUGGAGUUGGAAUGGUCACCUAAAUACAACCAUACAGCAACUGUAUGAAAAAGAGGUUAACUCUAAGUCAAUGGAAUUGACACUAAGUGGAAAAGACGUCACACUUUUAUGGCAAGACCAGCUUCCAGAACAUCAGUUUUCCAAAGUGAAAAUUCUUGAGAUCAUUAAAGAUGAAUCAUCUAACAUUCCAAUUGGAAUCCUUCAAAGAUUUAACAAUCUCAAAAAACUUGUACUAAUAUCGAGUUCAUAUGAAGAGAUAUUCUCAUGUGAAAAAGAUGAGAAACAUGUAAGCAUGCUUGCACAAAUAAAGGAACUAGAGCUAUGGGGGCUUUUCAAUUUGGAGUACACGUGGAAAGAAAAAUCUCAUCUGGGCUCAAUUCUUCAAAAUCUUGAAAUGUUAGAUGUAAAUUUUUGCCACAAUUUGAUUAGUAUAGUGCCGUCUUCAGCAAUUUUUGAAAAUCUCAUUACUCUAGAAGUAUGGUAUUGUGAUGGAUUGAUAAACUUAGUAUCAUCUUCAACAGCCAAAAGUUUGGUGCGACUCGAACAAAUGAUAUUGUCACAAUGUAAAAUGAUGGCAGAAGUAGUAUCAAGUGAGGGGGGUACAAAAACCGAGGAAAUUGUUUUUGACAAAUUAAAGCUGUUGGCAUUUGAUAAUUUAAAAAAUCUCACAAGCUUCUGUGCUGGUAAUUAUGUCUUCAAAUUUCCAGCUUUGGAAGAAUUGAUAGUUUGUGAAUGCCACAAUAUGAAGACUUUCUUUGAAGGAGUCAUAAGUGUACCAAGUUUACGAAGAGUAAAACAAGAAGAGGAUGACGACUUAGGAUGCUGGGAGGGUGACCUUAAUACUACUAUUCAAUUUCUACACAGCAAAAAGUGAAUAUUCGGAGUUCUGGAAGGAUACAGAGCAAACUUCAAUGAAAUCUCUGGAAUAGAGCUCUUUUGUUUGUGGUUUGUGAGGCAUUAUUGCGGCCCAAGUUUCCUGUGUUGAGGUCAGA